Vitrella brassicaformis is the source of this 845-nucleotide messenger RNA. The record is from the annotation of a GenBank genome assembly. Lineage: Eukaryota; Vitrellaceae.
GGGCGAAGGGCGUGCCGAUAGUGAGCUGAGUGGUUUGCUUGACCGACAUCAGAAGUCAUUUUGGCAGAUCACUCAUCGGCCGCAACACAGUAGAGGUGAGCUCCUCCAAAACGAGAGAGAAGAUCUGAUGCGACGCGAUGCGAUGCGGCGCUGUGUGUGUGGGCGUCAUGUGCCCGUGUGUGUGUGCAGGAGGGCCAUGAGUGACCGUGUUGUCGGGCUGCUGGACGGCUAUGCCGUUUAUGAGGACGGCCACGGCGGCUAUGAGGCGGACGUUAGAGGGCAGCGAGUGGCCAUCAAGCUCUCGUUCCAUUCGCACAUCAAGUUCUGCUUCGAACACCACGACGUGAGCGGCCGAGCCUCACACAGGUGUGUUGCACUCUGACUGACUUGCUGCCCUUUUGUGUGUCAGGCCAUCUGCCCGUUCCAAGCGCCGCCGUCAAGACGACCACAACGGGCCACCAGCAGCAGCAGCCGCCGCUGCAGCAGUGGGCGAGGGAGCGGCGGUCAGCAAUGGCAACAUUCCUGAGGGCUUCGUGCGGCUCCCCAGCGGUCGCUACCACAAGGUCGUGCAGGAGGGCACCGGCAGAGUGCCCACCGCCGACCAGCGCGUCAAAUUCGACGAGAUUGGGUUUACUGAUGCAUUCGACGGCCAGAACAAAGUCUCCGAUUACCGUGAGUGGGUGAUUCGUGUGUUUGAUGGGAUUGAGUGGUUCCGUGAGGCGGUGCUGUCGAUGAGAGAGGGGGAGGUCAGGGAGAUCAUCACGCCAAUCGGAUCUGCGCCCACCUACCGUCAGCUGCGGUUGAUCAGCAUAGAAUAGGAGAGAGUGCACACACACACAAAUGAG